This is a messenger RNA of Uranotaenia lowii, 1084 nucleotides long. RefSeq lists its product as uncharacterized. The transcript is spliced from 2 exons. The record is from RefSeq and is a predicted model, not a curated record. Lineage: Eukaryota; Metazoa; Arthropoda; Insecta; Diptera; Culicidae. The coding region runs from base 105 to 917 and encodes 270 amino acids.
AUUUUUUUUGUUUUAUUUACAAGCAGAUGCAAACGCAGCAGACAAAAAAAACUCAAGCUAAGGCCAAAGAUUCGUUUCUGUCGCACUAAGCCUGGGUAAUAAUCAUGAGUAAAAUACCUUUCCGCUCGAAAUUUAACUGGCCACUGGAAGAAGGGGACCCGGACAGUUUCAUAUCCCACAGCAUUCAGGAGGACGCGGAAGAAUGUGUUGAGAUUACCCAGGAUGAGCUGCUUAAUUUGGAGUCCUGCUUGGUUCUGAGUACACCCAAUUCGGAGACUUUUUGUGAGCAAUCAAUUAGCACCAAUCCGGUCUACAGAAUCGUAAAAUUAGCUCUCAUUGCCGAAUGUAGUAAAAUCGAAACCUAUCUAAAUCGCACCGGUGAGUACCAUCGUACCUACGAUGGGGAUCUGAUAUUCGAUGGAGGGGACGGCAGUAAGCUUUACCGAUUCGAUUUGGAUUUCGGCAAGCCUCACAACUGCAUGGAGCUUAAGUUGCGGUUUGUAGCACCGCGAAACGAAAAUCUUUGUCUUUAUGGCAUGCAGUUGGUUCUGCGAAAGAAUGGCAAUCCCAUGGCAAUGUUCUCAGCAGCCUUCAGUCAAGAUCGGGGCGAAGAAAUGUCUAGGGAAGAGCUUACCGAGAGAAUGGCACAGUUGGGCACAAGACCAAAUCACCAGUCUCUUCACAUGUUCAAUAACCAUUCGUCUUCGUUGGGACGAUUUUCGAAUAGACCUGAUCCUGGGACAAGUCAUGGGCCUCCUUCCUUCACGGAAGUGCUUCUGAAGCAAUAUAUCGACGAUAAAUUCAGCCAACUAGAGCAACUGCUGGAUAAGAAAUUUUCCGCGCUGGAAACGAAGCAGAACGAAAAACUAGAUAGGAUCCUAGCCCUUUUGGAAACAAACAAUAAAGUGGUUCCUUAGUUCCUGAUUUUUAUUUAAAUCUGUUUUCUAAAUAUUUGAUUACGAAACUAAUGUAUAGUUAUUCAACAUAUUAUGUGUUCGAUAAGAUUUACAUAACAUAAAUAUAAUAGAUAAUUAUGUCUUAACUUAGGGUGCAAACAACGGAGUUUCCCCCAAAAUUCCUCAAA